Messenger RNA from Entamoeba dispar SAW760, 963 nucleotides. RefSeq names its product ribonucleoprotein, chloroplast, putative. The coding region runs from base 1 to 963 and encodes 320 amino acids. NCBI's taxonomy places the organism in Eukaryota, Evosea, Mastigamoebida, Endamoebidae. Gene Ontology annotation, molecular function: mRNA binding. The record is from RefSeq and is a predicted model, not a curated record. The transcript has a single exon. Gene Ontology annotation, cellular component: cytosol.
AUGAAUCGAAGGUUGUUUGUUGGAAACUUAGAAUAUCAAAUUAAAAACUUUGAACUAAAAGAUUUUUUUGAAAGGUUUGGCAAAGUGGUUGAUGUUGUUAUCAUGAAGAAGUAUGAUGGUUCCUCAAAAGGAUUUGGGUAUGUUGAAUUUGAUACGGAAGAAUCAGCCCAAAAAGCACUUAGGGAAGGUAAUAACGAGAUGUUAAGAGGUAGAAACAUUCGUGUGGACAUAGCUACUGAAAGAAAACAACACGGACACAAGGAACGGUCAAGAAGUCGAGAAAGAAACCAACACACUUUCAGGACUGAUGUCCCAUUUUUGUUUCGGGAUAGUUUUUCAAGAUUAAAAGAUCUUCCAAUAAGAAGAGAUUUUGAUUAUUCUAGAAGUUAUGAACCAUAUAGUAAAGAAUCACAAAAUUUUGAUAAAGAAAGAAAACAAAUUUAUUUUAGUGAUCAAAAAUAUGACAGGAUGGGUUCUGAUCCAUUAGUAAGGAAAAGACAAGUAAGUCAUGAUCUUAUUUAUGAACCUUUAGAGAGAUAUCGGUAUGAAGCAUCAUUAAGAUCAGAUGGUUAUAUGAGACGAUUGGACAAACAUCAAGAGAUAUAUAAAAGAGGGCGUGAAGGGAGUAUUCAACGAGAUGAAUUAUAUAAUAGUGAUGGGUCAAGAACCAAAGAAACAAGUUUUGGAUUAAGUGAAACAGUGAUUUUUGUAAGAAAUCUUCCAUUUAGUAUGGAUAGCUUUGAAUUAAAACAACUGUUUGAUCCGUGUCAUUCUAUUGAUGCAAGUGUUGUUUAUGAUAAAGAUACAAACAAAAGUAAAGGAUAUGGUUUUGUUGUAUUUGAUAAUUCAAGUGAUCAACACAUAGCCAUAGAACAGUUUAAUAAUUAUCUUGUAGAAUGUAGAAAAAUAAUGGUGUUUAAGGCAUCUCUUCUUCAAGAAGAAAGAACAAAGGCAAUGAGAUAA